Messenger RNA from Thyridium curvatum, 966 nucleotides. RefSeq lists its product as uncharacterized. The record is from RefSeq and is a predicted model, not a curated record. Bases 1 to 966 code for a protein of 321 amino acids. The transcript has a single exon. NCBI's taxonomy places the organism in Eukaryota, Fungi, Ascomycota, Sordariomycetes, Thyridiales, Thyridiaceae.
AUGACCUCUUCCUCUCCCUCUCCCUCUCCCUACGACCCCUCCGCCACGGACGCCAACCUCGUCUGCGUCACCUGCGGCACCCAGUUCCCGACCGCGGACCGCGCCCUCGUCCCGACGUGCCCCAUCUGCGACGACCCGCGGCAGUUCGUGCCCCCCGCGGGCCAGUCCUUCACCACGAUGCGCGACCUCCGCGCCACGCACGCCAACGAGCUCGUCCCCCUGGCCUCCUCGGGCGGCGGCGAGAUCACCUUCGUCGUCACGGCGCCCAAGUUCGCCAUCGGCCAGCGCGCCGUCCUCGUGCGCACGCCCGCCGGCGGCAACGUCCUCUGGGACUGCGUCACGCUCGUCGACGGCCGCACCGUCGACGCGAUCAACGCGCUGGGCGGGCUCGCCGCCAUCGCCGUCUCGCACCCGCACUUCUACUCCUCGCACGCCGAGUGGUCUCGCGCCUUCGGCGGCUGCCCCGUCUACCUCGCGGCCGAGGACUACCGCCGCUGGGCGCAGGCGCCGGCUCCCACCGGCCGCACCGUCUUGCUCGCACCGGGCGAGACGGAGCGCGAGGUCGAGGGCACGGGCUGCCGGCUCGUCAAGCUCGGCGGCCACUUCCCGGGGAGCAUGGUGCUCCUGACCCCCUCGGGCCGGCUGCUCGUCGCCGACACGCUGCUGACCACGCCCGCCGGCACGGGGGGCUGGGCCGCGGACGCGCUGGGCCGGCCGCGCGGGCGGCCCGCGGGCAUGAACACCUUCGCCUUCAUGUGGAGCAUCCCCAACUCGAUCCCGCUGUCCGGCGACGAGGUCUUCCGGAUGUGGUCCGUCCUCAAGGCGUACGACUUCAGGGCGACGCACGGCGGGUUCAUGGGCCAGGACAUCGAGGACGAGAGGAUCAAGGAGAGGGUGCUGGAGAGCAUGCAGAUACAAACGCGGGCCAUUGCUUGGGCGGGGCAUGCGCAGUGGAAAGACGUGUAG